AAGGUCUAGUACUCCCCUUUUGAAGCCUUCUUCUUCACGCCUCGCAGUCCCAACUGCCGUACGCGCAGUUUCGUCUACCAGUAAUCUCCAUGUCCCCCCUGCAGCCACUCUUUAUCUCCCGUCCGAGACCGCGUCCGUUCAUGGCCUAGGACUCGACAGCUCAGCAUCAUCAAUCAGAAACGUGGACAUGAAUGAGGGAAUACUGAUCCAGGAUUCGGAAGCCGAUGUUGUGAACAGCGAAGAGACUACAGCUAUCGGUCACAUGGAUGACGUUGCAGAUGAGGGAUCGAGGAGGAGCUUGCGAGAUCAUCUCAGGAGAACUCUGAGUGGAAAGAGGUCCUCCUCCACCGCCAGUCCUCCCCGACGUCGAGAUACCGAUCCUGACUUGACGGAGGUAGCUUGGAAAGACAGCAGUCAUGAGUUUGCGCCGCGAUCCUAUUUUGUCCUGACAGAAGCCGGGAAGCCUGUAUUUGCUAGUCAACCAAACGAUGAGGCUGCGAACUCAUUAUCUUCCAUGAUGGGAGUCGUGCAGGCGCUUAUCUCAAUCUUUCUCGAUGACGGAGACAAGAUACGUUGCAUUAAUGCAGGCAAAAUGAGAAUUACUUUCCUUCAACGUCCUCCACUGUACUAUGUUUGCGCAUCUUCCUGGGGUGAACCCGAGUCCGCGAUGAGAUCACAUCUUGAGUAUCUUCACCUGCAAAUACUCAGUGUAGUAACCGCUGCCCAACUGCGGCGGAUUUUUGAGCGUCGAACGAACUUCGAUCUCAGACGGUUGCUUGACGGUUCCGAACCAUUUUUGGUCUCCUUGCUCCAUAGGAUGGAACUUGAUCUGGCUAUGGCAACCUCAUCGCUACACUGCCUCCAGUUGGAGUCGAACCUUCGGGCGCGCGCCGCGGAUGCUCUGGUGCCAGUUACCAAGAUGAAGGACGUCCUCUACAUCAUCCUGGUCGCGGAAGGCAGGGUCGUAACGUUGGUCAGGCCAAAGAAGCACUCGAUACAUCCUACGGAUUUACACAUUCUCGUCAAUACCAUUCAUGCCCCUUCCAUCUAUAACUCUCCCGCAUCUGCGUCUUGGAUACCUAUUUGUCUCCCAAAGUUCAAUCCAACAGGUUUCGUGAACGCAUACAUCUCAUUUUUGCGCAAAUUCGACGGUGACGAGGAAUCCUCGCAGCCUCAGAGUCCACCUAAAAGCAUGGAUCAUUCUCAGCAGCAGGGCCCACGAGGAAACACCGAUCCAUCAGCAUUAACACAGUCUAGAGCUCACCGUGAUGCUGGUAUUGCUCUCGUGUGCAUCAGUGGUGGUGGAGAAUUCGAGACCGUCCGAAAUUGGUGUGAUAAGGUUGAACAGAAACUAGAGCAGGACGGGACUCUUCAGGCUAUCUCACAGCUCAUACAAACGGGGAAGGCUGAUUAUUCCGUUUCUGCGCUGGGAAUCCCAGGGCUUCGGCAUUUUGUGUACAAAUCUAGGCCUCACGUGCAGGUCACUAUGCCAUCAUUUGAGGAGCCGUAUGAAGAGCUUGAUAAUAGGCGGAGGAUCGUAACACUAUACCAAAUGAUACAUGACGCUAUUCAUGCGAAAUCUGGGCAAGAAGGGACACUGAAGUUGCAAUACAUCCGAACGGAGAGCGAGAUUGUCAUGGGAUGGAUCACUCAGCCUUUCGAACUAUACAUUGCCUUGUCACCUCGCUUACCCAAAAUAGCUGUCAUCAACGCCGCCAAUGCUGUCGCACGUUGGGUGAAAAAGGAAGAGGCCUCACUUUUCCUGAAAGAUGCACCGGUAUUUUGAGUAGACGUUACUUGAAAGACUUUGGCGUUUAUUCAUCAAGGAUGUCGGUAAUGUCAUAUGUCAGCGGACUCGUUUCCCCUGUACCCAGACAGAUAACCUGUUACGCCCAUCACCCAUGCACCACCACUUUUCGACAAGCUCCUCCGUGAUGCCACCAGGAUUAUCGAAGAUGUCAAUGGCCC
Coniophora puteana RWD-64-598 SS2 is the source of this 1968-nucleotide messenger RNA. RefSeq names its product DUF254-domain-containing protein. The record is from RefSeq and is a predicted model, not a curated record. NCBI's taxonomy places the organism in Eukaryota, Fungi, Basidiomycota, Agaricomycetes, Boletales, Coniophoraceae. Gene Ontology annotation, cellular component: Mon1-Ccz1 complex; fungal-type vacuole membrane. Gene Ontology annotation, biological process: protein targeting to vacuole; vesicle-mediated transport. Bases 188 to 1786 code for a protein of 532 amino acids. The transcript is spliced from 11 exons.